AUGGCCACCGCCGCAGGCGCCGCUGCCGAGGAGCUGUUGGAGGUCCCCGGCUGCAGGGCCGUCCUGGUGGGGGCGGGCGCCCCCGCGCCCGGGCGGCCCCGCGCGGCGGCGGCCGAGGAGCAGGGCGCGCCGCUGGUGGCGCAGUUCGCGGAGGGCCCGCUGCGCGUGCUGCGGCUCCUGCCGCAGCCCGGGGACGGGCCCGACUCCCCGCGGAGGGUCAUCGUGCUGGCGAUCCUCGGAGACGCCGCCGGUGAGCGGCAGGCGGGCUUCUUCUACCCGCUGCUGCCGGGGACGCCCGCCGUCUGCUCCACGGCGGAGGGCACCAGCUGCCUGACCCUGCCGGACCCCGAGGACGGGGCGGACUCCUUCGGCGUCGUGUUCCCAGCGGCAUCGGGCCUCGAGGCCGUGGCCCGCCUGCUGGAGGGCGCGGGCUGCAGCGUGUGGUGGGCCGCGGAGGGCGGCAGCGGCGGCGCAGCUGCGAGAAGCGAGUCUGCCCCCAGCCAGGCUGCGUCCGCGACGGCGGGCACCGUGCGCGAGGUGGCAUCGGGAGUCGCGUGUGCUCUCGAGAUCGGCGGCAGCCUGCUGGCGAGGGGCAUCCGCUUCGCCGCGGAGAAGAGCAAGGCGGCAUCCAUCAUGCAGCCGUCGGGCGAGCCCCUGCAGGUCCCAGAGGCCGCUCGGCAGGGAGUCCGGGCCGCCCGCGACAUCUCCUGUGGCGUGGUGCAGGUGAGCGCUGCCGCCAUAGAGGCCGUGGCGGGGCUCGCGGGAGCGGCCGCGGGAGAGCUGGCGAAGCAGGCCGGGGGAGGCCAGGACGGGGGCCCUGAGAAGCAGUGGGUAGCCGACGCGAAGUUCGUGGGCGGGGCGGCCCUGGACGGCGGCAUCUCCAUCUUCAGCGCCCUCAACAAUUCGGGUCAACCCCCGAACAAUGCGGCCGACGUGGUGGUGCAGCAGUCGCUGGGCUCGGGCGCGGACCUGGUGGGCCACAGGUACGGCGAAGCGGCCGGAGCCACGACCCGCGAGGGCUUCCACGUCGUCGGCAACCUGUGGGAGGCGAGGGGCCUGACGAGCAAGAGGGCG
This is a messenger RNA of Prorocentrum cordatum, 1074 nucleotides long. Lineage: Eukaryota; Dinophyceae; Prorocentrales; Prorocentraceae. The record is from the annotation of a GenBank genome assembly.